AUGUCAUCGUAUGGCAGCGUCUUCAGAAUCGAGAUGGAGAUGUCGCGUAGUGAUUCCAGCUACAACGCAUAUGUGGUGUUCAGGCCUCCUCCCCACAAACCUAUCCCUUGCGAAAAGCUGCGAGUCGGUGCUGCAUAUGUGCGGUCUGAAAUACGCCCACCUCUUGCCGCUACUGUCCCAAGUCCCACAAAUCCCGCGAAGAAGUAUUACGAACUCACCAUACUUUCUGCGAAGCGGAUCGAGUUUGGCGUCAGAGUGGCGGAAAAAGCCAUGAUUGCUAUGCGCACCGUCGUGCCACCUGCGAAGGAUGGCGUUCAGGUGAUGCUAAGCUUGAAGCGCAAAGAGCUUGAUAUUCUGUUUUCACUUCAUAUUCCUGUAGACAACCGGAUGCGAAAGUUUCGCUUCUCCUUACCCAUUUCUCUGAUCUCGCAUAUUUAUAAAACCAAAGAUAGUACCGGCCAGCCGUCCCUCGUCAUUCCAUUUGACUCCACGCCAUGUUUUUACAUGCAGAAAAACGAAGGUGAAGACUUGGGCGACGGGCGAAAGCAAACUAGUUUCUCUAGAACAGACAAGAUCUGGAGUGAUUGGGAUACUUGGUACCGAGUAACUGAUAUCGUUGAUGGAGCCAUUCGAACAGUUCUCCGGCGUACUCCCGUGAUGAAUCAUAGAGGCACUGCUAUCAUCGACAUUGGUCGAUGGACCGACUACCGCCUUGUAUUCGAUAGUUCAUCAUUGAGUGGCCCGCAAUUCAAGAACUUCAGCGACGCCCUAGUCGACUAUGGGGUGGAGAUCAAGGAUCUCAUUGACUAUCCUACCAAGCGGAAAAUCCCCUCGCCGUUAUGGAGUCUUUUGUCAGAGGAAAUCUACGGUACACAUCCACAUCUCGAUGUCACUCCCAGCAACCAGGGAAUGGAUUUCAACAAUAUCUUCGCAAGACAGGCUCAUCUGAGUUUUCCGGUACGCUACCAGCUUGAAGUCUGCCUUUCAAAUGGGUAUAUCAAAGAGCACAACAUCACGACUGGAUUCUUGAAGAAGUUAGAGACGCUAGAGAGCCAACAAGCCGUGCACAUCUUGGAGAAGGUUGCUGAUAGGCAGAAAAUCUACUAUGAUCCUACGGAGAUUUUCAAUAUCCCAAUCAAAAGUACGAAAAGAAAGAUACCCAGCUAUUGCCUUCUGCAGCGAUCGGUUACCAUUACUCCAACCAUGAUGCAUGUGGCAACACCUGUGAUGGAGACAUCCAACCGUAUCAUUCGCAAAUAUGAAGCGGAUGCUGAUCGCUUUGUUCGGGUGAGAUUCACCGACGAGAAGUCCGAGGGUCAGCUGCGUAACCAGCCAAACGGUAGGGCUGAAGCACUAUUUGACAGGGUUUUUCGUGCCAUGAAGAACGGUAUCGUUGUUGCCGGGAGAUACUAUGAGUUCCUAGCAUUUGGAAAUUCACAGUUCCGUGAGAAUGGUGCCUACUUUUAUGCGCCUACAGCGUCAAAGUCGGCAAACGAUAUCCGUAUGUCUCUUGGGGAGUUUGAUCAUAUCAAAACCGUAUCCAAGUUUGCAGCGCGCCUAGGUCAAUGUUUUUCUACAACGCGCGCAAUGGGGGUUACUGUGAAGCUUGUUAUAGAUCAAGAUGUUGAGCGCAACGGUUUCGUCUUCACGGAUGGAGUUGGAAGGCUCUCCCCAUUCCUGGCCAAAAUGGCAGCUCAGGAACUUGGCUUGGCCAACGCAUUUACUGACCCACCUUCCCUCUUCCAAUUUCGACUUGGAGGAAGCAAAGGUGUGCUUGCACUCGACCCGGAAUUGAAUGGUAGCGAAGUUCGCAUUCGACCGAGCCAAUACAAAUUUCGGGCUCCUCAUACCGGCCUUGAAAUCAUUCGAUCAUCUUCCUUUGCAACACCAUAUUUCAACCGGCAGAUCAUUCUCGUUCUGUCAUAUCUUGGCGUCCAAGAUGCGGUCUUCCUUCGAAAACAAGAAGACAUGAUGAAUGAGUAUUCGAGAGCAAUGACUGAUGAAAUGGCCGCCUUACAGAAACUCCGAAAAAACAUCGACAUUAACCAGAUUACCUUGACGAUGGCUGCAAUGGUUUUGGAUGGUUUCAUGGAAUCUCGUGAGCCUUUCAUCAUGUCUUUGCUCGCACUUUGGAGAGCUUGCACGAUCAAGAACUUGAAGGAGAAGGCACGGAUCGCUAUUGAUAAUGGUGCCUUCUUGCUAGGCUGCGUUGACGAGACCAAGGAGCUCAAGGGGCAUUUCAACGACCCUCAAUCCAGGCGUGAUGCUACCAGGGAUGAGAAACUAGCGACCCUGCCAGAAAUAUUCUUACGGGUCAGCGAUCCCAACAACAAAGGUCAUUAUAUCAUCAUCGAAGGCAUAUGCAUACUAGCACGAAAUCCGUCAUUGCACCCAGGAGAUGUUCGAGUGGUCCGCGCAGUGAACGUCCCAAAACUUCACCAUCUCAAAAACGUCGUGGUAUUUCCCCAGACUGGUGAUCGCGACCUUGCAAACAUGUGCUCUGGGGGUGAUCUUGAUGGGGAUGACUACAUGGUUCUAUGGGACAAAGACCUGGUACCGAAACUCAUCAAUGAGCCGCCGAUGGAUUUCACGCCGGAAAAACCACUGGAGAUUGACGGUCCGAUUUCUGCAAUGGAUAUGAGUAGGUUCUUUGUCAACUACAUUAAAAACGAUGCUCUCGGUCCGAUUGCUCAUGCGCAUCUUGCGCAAGCCGAUCUCAAUGAAAAGGGCGUUGGCGAUCCAAUCUGUCUCGAACUGGCGGAGCUGCAUUCAAGAGCAGUGGACUUCCCCAAGAGCGGCAUACCAGCUGAAAUGAAGCGCGAACUCAGGCCAAGGAAAUGGCCGCAUUUCAUGGAGAAGAAGUAUCUAUCUCAGCAUCAGAUCUAUAAGUCCAAGAAUAUUCUCGGUCUUCUCUACGAUGAGGUGAAAUUGAUCGACUUCGAGCCCCAGUGGGAGAAUCCGUUUGAUAAGCGCAUCCUGGAGGCGUUCGACCUCGAUGAAGAGCUAUUGGACAAGGCGGCGAGUCUUAAGCUCUCAUACGACGAAGCACUCCGACGACUGAUGGCCAAACAUGGUAUCAAAACCGAAUUCGAAGCAUGGUCUGUCUUCGUACUGGUGCACAACCACGAGAGCGGCGACUACAAAUUUGCAGAAGAAUUCGGCAGAACCAUUGCAGCCUUGAAGCAUCAGUUCCGCAGCGAGUGUCGCACUGCCGCGGAGCUAAGUGAUAACAACGACUGGGCACGCCUAGGACCUUUCGUUGCUGCCAUGUACACAGUCACAGCACGCGAGAUGGAGACCGCUUUGGACGAGUGUACCAAAACCAAGACUAUCGGAGGCAGUACCGUACCUCUUCACAUCAAGGACCCGGAGCACAUGCCGCUGAUCUCUUUCCCAUGGCUUUUCCCAAGUGAGCUUGGAAAGAUUGCUACCGGUGGUAAGACGAGUCACCAGCCGAACGGAACCAGCAAUCAGCCUCGCCAAACCAAGCACGUUCGCCCAGCUAAGACAGAUGCUGAAAUCGGAGCUGUGGAGACAGCAGCAGGUACCACGCAUUACGGAGAAAUACUGGACUUGGAUUUACUGGGCUUGGAUCUCAGCCUCCCAGCACUUCAAGCGUGCGACCCCGUCGCAACACCUGAGAGGCGGUAG
This is a messenger RNA of Bipolaris zeicola 26-R-13, 3651 nucleotides long. RefSeq lists its product as uncharacterized. Bases 1 to 3651 code for a protein of 1216 amino acids. Gene Ontology annotation, cellular component: nuclear RNA-directed RNA polymerase complex. Lineage: Eukaryota; Fungi; Ascomycota; Dothideomycetes; Pleosporales; Pleosporaceae. The record is from RefSeq and is a predicted model, not a curated record. Gene Ontology annotation, biological process: siRNA processing. Gene Ontology annotation, molecular function: RNA-directed RNA polymerase activity. The transcript has 3 exons.